This is a messenger RNA of Sceloporus undulatus (fence lizard), 1318 nucleotides long. RefSeq names its product chromosome 2 C9orf64 homolog (gene QNG1). The transcript has 6 exons. The coding region runs from base 162 to 1184 and encodes 340 amino acids. NCBI's taxonomy places the organism in Eukaryota, Metazoa, Chordata, Lepidosauria, Squamata, Phrynosomatidae. The record is from RefSeq and is a predicted model, not a curated record.
GGCGCCAGAGGGGGGGGGGGCUUUAGGGCGAAGGAGGAGAGGAUCCCUGGCGGCAGACGAGAGCAGAUAAACCACUCUUCUGAAAGCUGUCUGCCUUUUCUUCGACAGUCCAGAAUCAACUGUAAAGUAUUCCUUCUGGAUCAAGAAAUAUAACAAAGAAUAUGGAAGCGUUCUUGAACCCAAAAGAGUCUGCCAAGUUCAUCGCCGAAAACAGCAAAGAUGUGUGCAUUGAAGAUGAUGGUGUACAAAAGGUUGCUGAAAUGUUAUUUGAUAAAGUCAAGGAGAAGGAGUUUGGUGUGACUGGCUGGAAAUCCCAUGAGCUGAAUCCUCAAGCAGCAAAUGAAGAUGCAGUCAACUGGGUAUUCCUGGCAGAUACCCUCAAUUUUUCCUUUUGGUCUGAACAUGAAGACCAUAAAUGUCUGGUGAAGUAUAAAGGCAAAGAAUACAGUGGUUACUGGGCUUUUUGUGCUGCCGUCAACAGAGCACUUGAUGAGGGAGUGCCCAUUACAAGUGCUUCGUACUAUGCAACUAUGACACUGGAGCAGGUGAAGCAUGUAUUUCGCUCAGAUACUGCUGUUCCCAUGCCAUUACUUGAAGAAAGACACCGCGUACUGAAUGAGACUGGGACAGUUCUCCUGGAGAAAUUUGGAGGAUCUUUCCUCACAUGUGUUAAAAAAAGUGAAAAAAGUGCCCAGAAAUUAUUACAGAUAAUAGUAGAAAAUUUCCCAUCCUUUAGAGAUGAGGCUACAUUUCAGGGGAGGAAGGUGGCCUUUUACAAACGGGCACAAAUCCUUGUAGCUGACACCUGGGGUGUGUUGGAGGGGAAAGGAGAUGGCUGCUUCAGUGACAUUUCCAGUGUGACUAUAUUUGCUGACUAUAGGAUACCACAGGUCCUUGUUCAUUUGGGAGCAAUGAAAUAUUCUGAUGAAUUGAUGAAGAAGCUCAAAGAAGGGUACAUGUUUCAGUCUAGAGACAAGCAGGAAGUGGAAAUCCGAGGCUGUUCUAUUUGGUGUUGUGAACUCAUUUGCAGACGUCUGCUGGACCUUUAUAAAAAGAAAGGCGAGGACAUGAGUGACAAAAUCAAUCCUGUUCUCUUGGAUUAUUAUCUGUGGGACUAUGCUCGGGAUCAUCGGGAAGACAUGAAAGGAAUUCCUUUUCACCGUGUACGAUGCAUAUACUAUUAAUAUCGUAUAAAUGAUACUGUAGUAUCAACAUAACAAAUUUUUCUAUCUAACGUUUGAAACUUGCUGUUUGAAACAAACAGAACAUGAGCAAAACAGUUUUGUGUUACUCUUAACCUAUCACCAUUAAUCUGUCA